Penicillium cinerascens is the source of this 1902-nucleotide messenger RNA. RefSeq names its product putative glycerol:H+ symporter (Gup1). Lineage: Eukaryota; Fungi; Ascomycota; Eurotiomycetes; Eurotiales; Aspergillaceae. Gene Ontology annotation, biological process: GPI anchor biosynthetic process. The coding region runs from base 1 to 1902 and encodes 633 amino acids. The transcript has 4 exons. Gene Ontology annotation, cellular component: endoplasmic reticulum. The record is from RefSeq and is a predicted model, not a curated record.
AUGCCGUCCCUCCUCUCCUGGUUACGGCGAACCUAUUCGCUCGACACCCUUGACACUCGCUUCACCACCUCCGCAACCACCCCUGCCAACGGCGACACGCGACCACCCUCCGCCAAAGAUGCCCGCGCCAACGCCAUUGCUCAGAAUGCACCAGCAUCACUCUGGGGCACGCCCGAGUUCUUCGUCUACUACCUCUUCUUCAUCACACUCGUUCCUUUGAUGUUCAAGACCGUCGUAGACGCCUCCAAGGGCAAUCACCCGGUCUACCCUACAUACUCCCACCUUUUGUCGCCCGGAUGGAUUCCUGGACGUUUAGUCGACAACUCCGACGCGCAAUAUGCCAGCUUUCGUGACAACGUUCCCUACCUCGUCCUCCUUCUGAUCGCCCACCCGAUUGCUCGUCGCAUCUACCAAACCUACAUGAGCCGUAGCGAUACGGCAUCGAAACCAUCUAGAACUUCCGUUGCCGCCGCCGGAGACGCACAACUCGAGCAGCGGAUGCGCUUCGAUUUUGGAUUUGGCCUGGUUUUCAUCACGGCUCUCCAUGGGGUUUCUGCCCUUAAGAUCCUUGCGAUCCUGUUCAUUAACUACAAAAUUGGCAAGAACAUUCCUCGAAACUAUGCGCCCGCCGUGACAUGGACCUUCAACAUCUUCAUAUUGUUCGCCAACGAACUACUCGGUGGAUAUCCGCUCGAACGAAUUGCCAUGUUCAUCACAUCAGGAUCGGGAACAUCGGAUGAAAAGGGAUCUCUGCUGGUUCAGUGUGCCCAGGCAUUGGACAACUUUGGGGGAAUCAUGCCGCGAUGGGAGGUUCUCUUCAAAAUCACAGUCUUGCGGUUGAUCAGCUUCAACAUGGACUACUAUUGGAGUGUUGACUAUCCCUCGACGAGCCCGAUUGAAAAGAAACAACUCGACCCCGCGGCCCUUUCUGAAAGAGAUCGAGUCAAAAUCCCCGCCGAACCUGCUGCGUUUAGCAUGCGCAACUACAUCGCCUACGUGCUCUAUUCACCACUGUACUUGGCGGGUCCCAUCAUGACUUUCAACGACUACGUCUCGCAGCAGCGAUACACUGCGCCCUCGGUGACGCGCACUCGCACAAUGCUCUACGGAAUCCGCUUCCUCCUCACCCUGCUCUGCAUGGAGCUAAUCCUCCACUACAUCUACGCAGUAGCCAUCUCCAAAGCUUCACCAGACUGGUCACUAUUCACCCCAGGCCAGCUCAGCAUGCUCGCCUUCUUCAACCUGCACAUCAUCUGGCUGAAGCUUCUCAUACCCUGGCGAUUCUUCCGCUUCUGGGCCCUUCUCGACGGAAUCGACCCACCCGAGAACAUGGUCCGCUGCAUGUCUAACAACUACUCCGCCUUCGCUUUCUGGCGCGGCUGGCAUCGCUCCUUCAACCGCUGGAUCGUCCGGUACAUCUACGUGCCACUGGGUGGAGGUGGACGACGUCCCGCCGGAGGAAAACCGGGGCCUGCACCGUCAGGCUUCUGGGUAAAGUUCCUGCAGAUCCGCAAUUUCUUGCUCGUCUUUACCUUUGUCGCGCUCUGGCAUGAUAUCAACCUCCGUCUUCUCAUGUGGGGCUGGCUCAUCACCCUCUUCGUUCUCCCCGAGGUUCUAGGCGGCAUGUUGUUCCCUGCACACCGCUGGCGCUCUCGACCGACUGCAUAUCGGGUUCUGAGUGGUAUUGGGUCCGUGGGAAAUGUGCUUAUGAUGAUGAUUGCGAAUCUGGUUGGCUUCGCGCUCGGUCUGGACGGGCUUAAGGAUCUCCUUGCAGGCUUGACGGGCUCGUACUCGGGAGUCGCAUAUAUGAUCUCGUGCUGCGUUGUGCUUUUCGUUGGCAUCCAGGUCAUGUUUGAGAUUCGUGAGGAUGAGCUGCGCAUGGGCAUCGACUUGAAAUGUUGA